Molecule: messenger RNA, 732 nt
Organism: Stereum hirsutum FP-91666 SS1
Lineage: Eukaryota; Fungi; Basidiomycota; Agaricomycetes; Russulales; Stereaceae
Exons: 2
Coding region: 1-732 (243 amino acids)
Biological process (GO): protein phosphorylation
Molecular function (GO): ATP binding; protein kinase activity
Source: RefSeq, a predicted model, not a curated record
AUGGAGAAUUUUGCGUUUUGGUCUCUUGUUUGGACUGAUGGCGAAGAUCACUGGCACUACAGAUAUCCAUCCCGCCGCCUCCCCGAAGACACGUCCGUCCUUAUACCGCAUGCUGUCAAAAUACCCCAAUCCUACUACCGGGUUCCGAUCUCUGCCGGCAUCGCACUUACGCCCACGCCACUUCCGGUACCAGAAGACAGCUUCAUCAAGACUUAUAACCUUAUAGAAUAUGAUCCAGAGACGUCGUCUCAGAGCAGCGCGCUUGCAGAUCUGUUGCUUCAAGAGGCUCAGGUCUGUGAGAUCCUCGCAAAACAUCCACAUCGUCAUGUCUGCGAGUAUCGUGGUUAUGUCCAAAAGAAUGGGAUGAUCACGGGCCUGUGCUUCAAGCAAUACGGAAAGAACCUAUAUGAGGCUCUGAGAGAUGGAGAUGUCAUCGAUCAUAGGAAAAUCCUUGAUGGGGUGAAAAGCGGUUUGGAGCAUCUUCACGCCCUCGGACUCGUCCAUGGAGACAUCAACCCCGCCAAUAUACUCUUAGAUUCGACCUCUGCGCCGAUCAUCAUUGACUUUGAUUCUUGUUGUCGACAAGGCGAGCGCAUCGUCGGCAAAGGCGGUACGUUCGAGUGGUCGAAUGAUGCAGAAACCGCGGAGGUAGAGAAUGACUUCUACGGCCUUGAGAAGAUUGCGGAUUGGCUGCUCAAAAGGGGUGGGGAGGACCAUGACUCCGAAUGUUGA